This is a messenger RNA of Pterocles gutturalis (yellow-throated sandgrouse), 2271 nucleotides long. Its product is annotated as U5 small nuclear ribonucleoprotein 200 kDa helicase-like. Gene Ontology annotation, molecular function: nucleic acid binding; ATP binding. Lineage: Eukaryota; Metazoa; Chordata; Aves; Pterocliformes; Pteroclidae. Gene Ontology annotation, cellular component: nucleus. The annotation marks the transcript as partial. The transcript has 16 exons. The record is from RefSeq and is a predicted model, not a curated record.
UCUCAGAACUCCAACCUUGUCCUCCAAGCUGACCGCUCGCUGAUCGACCGGACGCGGCGGGAUGAGCCGACGGGGGAAGUCCUGUCCCUGGUGGGGAAACUGGAGGGGACCCGCAUGGGGGACAAGGCCCAGAGAACCAAGCCCCAGAUGCAGGAGGAGAGACGAGCAAAGCGAAGGAAGCGUGAUGAGGACAGGCACGACAUCAACAAGAUGAAAGGUUACACCCUGCUCUCCGAGGGCAUCGACGAGAUGGUGGGCAUCAUCUACAAACCCAAAACCAAGGAGACCCGCGAGACCUACGAGGUCUUGCUCAGCUUCAUUCAGGCGGCUCUUGGGGACCAGCCACGGGACAUCCUCUGCGGAGCCGCCGACGAGGUCCUGGCGGUCCUGAAGAACGAGAAGCUGCGGGAUAAGGAGAGACGGAAGGAGAUCGAUCUGCUGCUGGGACAGACCGAUGACACCCGCUACCACGUCCUGGUCAACCUGGGGAAGAAAAUCACGGAUUACGGCGGAGACAAGGAAAUACAGAACAUGGAUGACAAUAUCGAUGAGACGUAUGGGGUGAACGUGCAGUUCGAGUCUGAUGAGGAGGAAGGCGACGAGGACAUCUAUGGCGAAGUGCGGGACGAGGCAUCCGACGAUGACAUGGAGGGGGACGAAGCCGUUGUCCGUUGCACCCUCUCGGCCAACCUUGUGGCAUCGGGUGAGCUGAUGAGUUCGAAGAAGAAGGAUCUGCAUCCUCGAGACAUCGACGCCUUUUGGCUUCAGCGGCAGCUGAGCCGCUUCUACGACGAUGCCAUCGUUUCCCAGAAGAAGGCGGAUGAAGUGCUGGAGAUCUUGAAGACUGCGAGCGAUGACCGGGAAUGUGAGAACCAGCUCGUUCUGCUCCUGGGCUUCAACACCUUCGACUUCAUUAAAGUUCUGCGGCAGCACCGCAUGAUGAUCCUGUACUGCACUUUGCUGGCCAGCGCGCAAAGCGAAGCUGAAAAAGAAAGGAUCAUGGGCAAGAUGGAAGCGGAUCCCGAGCUGUCCAAGUUCCUGUAUCAGCUGCACGAGACGGAGAAGGAGGAUCUCAUCCGGGAGGAACGCUCUCGCCGGGAACGCGUUCGGCAGUCCCGCAUGGAUACUGACUUGGAGACCAUGGAUCUGGACCAAGGAGGAGAGGCGCUGGCUCCCCGGCAGGUGCUGGAUUUGGAGGAUCUGGUGUUUGCCCAGGGCAGUCACUUCAUGGCCAACAAGCGAUGCCAGCUCCCCGACGGCUCCUUCCGCCGGCAGCGCAAGGGCUACGAGGAGGUGCACGUGCCGGCCCUGAAGCCAAAACCUUUUGGCGCUGAGGAGCAAUUGGUUUCAGUGGAAAAAUUACCCAAAUACGCCCAGGCUGGAUUUGAGGGUUUUAAAACACUGAACCGAAUUCAGAGCAAGCUCUACCGUGCCGCACUGGAGUCAGAUGAAAACUUGCUGCUGUGCGCUCCCACGGGCGCUGGGAAGACCAAUGUAGCCCUCAUGUGCAUGUUACGAGAAAUAGGGAAACACAUUAAUAUCGACGGGACCAUCAACGUGGACGAUUUCAAGAUCAUCUAUAUCGCACCCAUGAGGUCCUUGGUGCAGGAGAUGGUGGGCAGCUUCGGGAAGCGCCUGGCGACGUACGGCAUCAAUGUGGCGGAGCUGACGGGGGAUCACCAGCUGUGCAAGGAGGAAAUCAGCGCUACCCAGAUCAUCGUAUGCACCCCGGAGAAGUGGGACAUCAUCACCCGCAAGGGAGGAGAGCGCACCUACACCCAGCUGGUGCGGCUGGUCAUACUGGAUGAGAUCCACCUACUGCAUGACGACCGAGGACCCGUCCUGGAGUCUCUGGUGGCCAGAGCCAUCCGCAACAUCGAGAUGACGCAGGAGGACGUGAGGCUGGUUGGUUUGAGUGCCACCCUCCCCAACUACGAGGACGUGGCUACCUUCCUGAGAGUGGACCCGGCCAAAGGCUUGUUCUAUUUCGAUAACAGCUUCCGACCGGUGCCCCUAGAGCAGACCUACGUGGGUAUCACAGAGAAGAAAGCAAUCAAACGCUUCCAGAUAAUGAACGAGAUCGUUUAUGAGAAGAUUAUGGAGCAUGCUGGAAAGAACCAGGUGCUGGUGUUCGUUCACUCCAGGAAGGAGACCGGGAAGACUGCCCGCGCCAUCAGGGACAUGUGUCUGGAGAAAGAUACCCUGGGGCUCUUCCUGCGGGAGGGCUCAGCCUCCACCGAGGUGCUGCGCACCGAAGCCGAGCAGUGCAAG